GUCUGCAUGGCACCCAUCGGCCAGCUCUUCAUAGCGGCGCAAGAUCGAAAAAGCAGCAGCCAUCCAGAGACUUUUUCAGAGCGAGCUCGAGUGGUGAACGGUGAACCUGAUCCCAGCUACAGCAGCUAGCGGCAGGCAGCAAACAGGUCGACCGGCAUGGGCCGUUGGUUGAAGCCAGAUGUGUACCCGCUGAUCGCGGCCAUGUCGUUCGUGACGGGGAUGUGCGUGUUCCAGCUCACCCGGAACGUGUUCAUGAACCCGGACGUGCGGGUGAGCAAGAGCAACCGCCAAAGCGCCGUGCUGGACAACGCCGACGAGGGGCGGCGCUACAGUCAGCAUGCGUUCCGCCACUUCCUCAGCACGCAGCGCCCGGAGGUCUUCCCCGCGCUCAACCGGUUCUUCUCCGAGUCGUCGUCGUCCGCCGGCGACAAGUGAUGAUCAGAUAAUCAGACGACGACGCGGCGUCGAUGCCUGCUGCGGCGCGCAGUGUUCGCCGUCGCGGCGGAGCGCUGCUCCGGCGUUCAGGUCGAUCGUACGGGCGCGUGUGAAUAUUGGUGUGCGGGUGCGGGCGUAAGGGUGUGCCUGGAGUCAUGUUAUGGUGUGUGCCGAAUAAACUUGGGAUUUGUUGGAGUCAUGUUAAUUCUUGACGAUAGUGAUUGUUUCUUCCA
Messenger RNA from Panicum virgatum (switchgrass), 668 nucleotides. RefSeq lists its product as uncharacterized. Bases 157 to 435 code for a protein of 92 amino acids. The record is from RefSeq and is a predicted model, not a curated record. The transcript has 2 exons. Lineage: Eukaryota; Viridiplantae; Streptophyta; Magnoliopsida; Poales; Poaceae.